GGAAAGAAUGCGGAGCCGCGUUCACACAGCCGGCGGGGCUCUUCCUGAAAGAGCGGGGAGGCGGGCUGCGCGCGCGCCGACCUGGCGCGGGACUCGGGGCGCCGCGCGCCCGCCGGCCCGCUCUCGGCCACCGGCCCUCGGCGCACGCUCCGCCGGGCGCCGGGAGACGCAGGGGCGCACCAUGCCUGCAGACACCCCGGGGAAGCCGAGAGGCUCGCCGCUGGCAGGAGCGCCAGCCAGCGCCAGCCGAACCCCAAAUAAGCCCCGGAGCGCGGCCGAGCACCGCAAGUCUUCCAAGCCCGUCAUGGAGAAGCGGCGCCGAGCGCGCAUCAACGAAAGCCUCGCUCAGCUCAAGACCCUCAUCCUGGACGCCCUGAGGAAGGAUAGCUCCCGCCACUCGAAGCUGGAGAAGGCGGACAUCCUGGAGAUGACCGUGAGGCACCUGCAGGGCUUGCGGCGCGUGCAAAUGACAGCCGCGCUCAGCGCCGACCCCGCCGUCCUGGGCAAGUACCGCGCCGGCUUCAACGAGUGUCUGGCCGAGGUGAAUCGCUUCUUGGCCGGCUGCGAGGACGUCCCGGCUGACGUGCGGUCUCGCCUGCUCGGCCACCUAGCGGCCUGCCUGGGCCGGCUGGGGCCCCCAGCCGCGGAGCCGCCCACGCCUGGGGUCUACCCGGGCAGGCAGCCACGGCCGGCGUCUGAAGGCCCCUUCCCGCUGCUUCGGCCCUGGGCAGCCUUCGCGCUGCCACUGCUGCCGCGGUUGACCGGGGCCUCCCCCGCCGCCUCCUUGGCGGGGCUGCGUGGCCCCGGCGAGCCCUGGAGGCCGUGGCUGCGGUGAAGCUUCCCGUUCUAGGGCCACGGCCGUCGCUGGGACUGUACGAGGGAAUAUUUAUUUCCAGAGACCGCGACGAGAGUUUUGUGUUUGUUUUUGUCUUUUCUGUGAAAGGUCUAGUCUGGUAGCGCCAGAGGCUGCGGUCCUCCUAAGUUCGGGCUCCGCGGGGCUCCGCCCCCGUCCCCAGGCCCCGCCCCUUCCCGGGCUCAGUCAUGCGCUCAGCGUCCACCUCCUGGCAGGUGGCCCUCGCGUGGGUCCGCCCAGGCGUUGCACUUGCCCUCACCUGCUCCGGAGCCAGAGACCUGCCUUGAAGUCGGGGUGUGAGGUUCCUCGGGAGGCCCAUGUAGGAGGCGACAGUAACCGCGUUUUCCAGACGCGUCCCCGCGUUGGGGCCACUGGGCCGGCUGCACCUUUCCUGCUCCUGCUCCCUGGACCCUGGAUGGGUCCCCAGCUGCUGAGUUAUGUUCUCAGGGUUCUGCCCCAAACUGGCUGUCCUGCUGUCCGUGGACAAGCCUGCCCCAGGCCAGUGUCUCCCCAGGAGAAGAGUGCCAGCAGGAAAGGAGAAAGUACCCAGGGGGUCAGGGGACGGGGUGUGGAUGCACAGGGCUUUCCCGCCUGAGUCCAGUCCUGCGAUGUGCCUGGGAAGGGAGGGGCCUUACACACAUACCCCCCAACAGUGGGCAGGGGCUGGGGUUUCAUCGUGUCCGUGCGUCUGUCCUGAGCACCCGCUGUGUGGCAGCCCCACACUACCAGCUGUGACACCAGCUGAGCAGUGUUGGGCGUCAGCCCUGGAGUUGCCGUCCGGCCCCCCCAGGUCAGGGCCCACACUGGAGUGUGUCAUUUUGAGCCUGCCUGAGGCCAAGCGGGGACUCAUCUCCCCAAGCACAGUUCAGACAGGUUACCUGCCGUCCUGCUGUCCAUCUGGCCAGGGCCCGUUGUGGCAUUGGAGAGCGAGUCACUGCCUGAGACUGGUCUGUCCCUCUGUCAAGGUUCCAGGUCUGUGCCAUGGGCAGGGAUCACCUGGGCCCUCCUCGACAGGGCCAUAUUCACCUGGCAGGGACCUCCAAGUCCCCCCAAGCCCGUGUUCCCCUGCCUUCCGGCUGCCCUGAGUGUCCAGGGCCUGGGUCAGGGGCUGCACUGUUGAACACACACACAGGCUCGGGGGCCCAGCCCUGGAAGGGAGGAGCUGUUGGUUAGGCCAGGGAGGCCCUGCUGAGCAGGGGGUUGCAGGUGGCCUGUGCUGGGGGAGCUAAAAACUUGGUUGGGGGAAGGAAGCCAAGGGGCCUCGGUGUGGAAGGGAGGGGAGGCGUGGGGCAUGGGGGGUGGAGCCUUGGGUGGGUCGGGGGAGUCAGGGGCUGCUCAGAGCUGGGCCCGGCACUUGGGAUUCUGCCACACUGACCUAGGCGAUUCAUUUUCAGGAAGGCCAGAACCAGGAGGUUUGGGGAGGGCACCACCCUUGGUUAGGUUAGGGGGUCAUGGAUGCUGAAGUGGGGGCCACAGUGGGGGCCCUGGGCAUAAUGCAGCACAAGAGGGGCUGUCUCCUUGCCCCCCACCCCACCCUAGGCUGCCCCUUCUCAGCAGCUGAUGGCAGCUGGGUCUCGGAAACAGCGCCCUCGCCCCCAGCUGUGGAAGGAAGCACACCCCUCCCCAGGCCGGCCAGUGGAGCGCGAGGGCCCAAACCAUGGAGCGCUCUACCCAGGGGGCCCUCUUUCCUCCCCCACUUCCCGCCCCCUUCUCUGUCUCCCAUGGGCUCUGGGUGGGUCAUUCCCACCCCAGCUAUUUUUAUCUUGGCUUUUGUCUCGCAAACACUUCCUGCUAAGUAGUGAUGAAACCCCUUCUCCAGGCCAGGCCUGUGGAGGGGUGAAGAGGGACCAGGACUUGGGUGGGGCUCUUGGUCACUUCCCCUCGAUGACACGGGCUUGCUCAUCUCUGGCCCCUUUUCCAGCGCAGUUCCUUCGAGGACCAAAGGUCAGUAAAAGUUUGCCGAGUUCAUGUGUAGCAUCAGCUGGUGUGCCUGCCUCUGGGUGUCAGAGCCCUGUGCAUCUGGGUCAGUCUGUCUGCCUGUGGGGCCGGGGCCGGGGCCAGGACGAUGACAGGAAAUCGUAGGUGCGAAGUCUGGAGAAAGAGCCCAGGAAAUUCGAGGUGGGACGAGGCUGGGUCCGCUCCCCACCAAGGUUCCUGCAUCGGCCUGAUUCUCUUCAGGGGCCACAGCCCCCUCCCCUCCACUGGCACCUCCUGACCCCCAAGCUGUGCCAGGCCACUCCAUCUCUGGGGCCGCACCCCUUCCGGGAUGCACCCUGGGACAAGGAAGCAGGGCCCGGCUUGACAGCCUCCCAGAAGGCCCCACCCAUCCCCCUCCUGUUAUUCAGCCAGUGAACAUAGUGACCUGGCAGCUCCUGUCUCCGAGAUGAGGUUUCAGGUGCUUCCUGCUCUCUUGUCUGUCUGUCUGUCUAACACUGUUCACUCGGGGGAGACCAGCUGUGCUUGGCUAUGGAGAAGCCAGCAGCGUGGCCCUGAGAACCGCUGUCACGGCCACAACAGCGUGCGUGGCCGCAGGUCCCAGCCCCAUCCAGCCUUCAGGCGAGCCUCCACUGUGGCCCGAUGUGGAGGCCCUGAGCCGGAACCCGGGGAGCAGCUCCCAAUUCCCGCCCCCCAGGCACUGCAUGGAACAACGAAUGCUGGUGGUUGUAAGCUGCUAAAAUGUAGGUUAAUUUGUUAUGCAAAAAACAAUAAAGUUUGUGUAAAAUUUAA
Molecule: messenger RNA, 3580 nt
Organism: Artibeus jamaicensis (Jamaican fruit-eating bat)
Lineage: Eukaryota; Metazoa; Chordata; Mammalia; Chiroptera; Phyllostomidae
Gene: HES4
Product: hes family bHLH transcription factor 4
Exons: 4
Coding region: 8-835 (275 amino acids)
Biological process (GO): anterior/posterior pattern specification; regulation of transcription by RNA polymerase II
Cellular component (GO): nucleus
Molecular function (GO): RNA polymerase II cis-regulatory region sequence-specific DNA binding; DNA-binding transcription factor activity, RNA polymerase II-specific; protein dimerization activity
Source: RefSeq, a predicted model, not a curated record